Clunio marinus is the source of this 3111-nucleotide messenger RNA. The record is from the annotation of a GenBank genome assembly. NCBI's taxonomy places the organism in Eukaryota, Metazoa, Arthropoda, Insecta, Diptera, Chironomidae.
AUGGAAAAUCAGACUGAAAAUUUCUCAAUGGAGAAUGAAACAACAAAUCCGUAUCCUGAAAAUCGCAUGAGUGAUUCUAAUGGUUUGAUUCCAGUAAUAAGUUAUUACAUAGCCCCAGAGAUUACAACAAAGAAAUCAUUUCCAUGUCGAACAGUUUCAAAAAAGCUCAUUCGAUUUCCAGCACUCGAAUAUUUUAAUGAGAAUAUUUCAGAGCAAUUUCUCAAUAAAAUAAAUCAACAUUGGCUUAAUUCCCCACCACAGCCCCCAAGCUCUCAUUACAUUUUAGCUACGAUUUAUGGAGCUAUGAUACUUUUUGGCAUAACUGGUAAUGCUUUGGUGAUAUUUCUCUUCGUAAGAAGCCCAAGCGUAAGAACGCCACCAAAUACUUUGAUAUUAAAUUUAGCAAUCAGUGACUUCAUUAUCAUGCUGGAAGCUCCCAUCAUCAUUUACAAUUCCUUCCAUUUUGGUCCUGCUGCUUGUAAAAUUAAUGGUUUGUUAGGAGCAGUCGGUGGAACGGUUGCCAUCAUGACAAUAUGUGUAAUUAGUAUAGACAGAUACAAUGUCAUUGUAUACCCAUUGAACUCAUCUCGUUUUGCAACAAAUAAUCGAUCUCGAAUAAUGAUUCUUGUCGUGUGGGUGUAUUCAUUACCCUUUGCAGCUUUUCCUUUCUUCGAAAUUGGAGGUGUAAAAGGUUACGUCCCAGAAGGGUUCCUAACUGCUUGUAGUUUUGAUUAUCUCGACAAGUCAUCGAUAAAUUUUUGGUUUAUUUUCAUUUACGCUUCGGCUGCUUAUUUCGUUCCAUUAACAAUAAUAAGCUAUUGCUACCUACAUAUAUUGUUGGUGGUCGUAGCAGAAAAAAAGAUUCAAUCAAAUCAAAAGAAACAUAAAGUAGAAAUGAAGCUCGCCGCUAUCGUCAUGGGAAUUAUUGGAUUGUGGUUCAUGGCAUGGACACCAUAUUGCAUUGUUGCCCUAAUAGGACUUUUUGGAAACCAAGAAACACUUAGUCCACUUGCAAGCAUGAUUCCAGCUAUUUUAGCAAAGACUGCCGCUUGUGUUGAUCCUUAUUUUUAUGCUGUAACUCACCCCAGAUUUCGCAGUGAAUUAGAAAGAAUUUUCUGUUCAUCGCGUUAUAAAUUGAGAAGAAAUAAUCAAAAUUCUUUCAACAAUCGGGACGCGUCGAGGCGACAUAAUAAGAUUGGAAGUGACUUUGAAACCAUUGAAAUUGGAUCUCUAAACAAGGAACAAAAACGUGGACAUUAUCAAAGAAAUGACAGUUCAUCGUUUGAUGAGAUGUCACUUUACGAUGUAUCCAAGACGAGACCAUUAAAAGAUUUAAGUAAACUUUAUUCUCACCCAGUCAUUGGCAUUGAAUUGAAUAAAAAAUCAGCGUUUCGAUUAAAGUUUUCCUCUGUAAUUCCCGCAAUCGUAGGAUUUUUAUUUCCCACACUUCUUCCCAUUGCACACAUCGUCGUUUUAUGGUAUUUUUGGCAGGCUUACGCUCGAUUUGUGGAUAAAAGAUUCUGUUCAUGUUCAUGUUGGGACACAGUUUUUAAAGCAACCUAUGAAUCCGGAAUAGCGUCUUACAAGAAUUUCUACUUUAAUGCGACACUCAACACACUCAAAAUUUGGCUAUUUAUUGUAAUUGGAAUCAUAUCACUCUAUGAAUCGAUGAAAUAUCUUGCGAAACUCAUCAUAUCCAAGCAGUUACGUUAUUCAAUGGCAUUUUUGUUUUGUCUAUCAAUAUUCUCACACUACUAUGCAUGGUGGGCCUAUCUGAACUAUCUCAACGACGACUUCUAUUUGCAGUGGUAUCAUCAAACCUUUUUCACUUUGACUGAACUUUUUUCCACAACAUUUGUUCUCCAUCUUGCCAAUAAAGAAAAUUACGUCACUUCCAGAAAAGUGUUGUGCAUUGUGGGUGUUGCUUUACUUCAUAUCAUUGCAGGGAGUGUUGACCAAUUUAUACAAAAUGUUUUCCUCGGUGAAGGAUAUUUGCACCAGAUCGUGAGAGACGUUGGAUUCAUGAUUCCCGACAUUAUUCAUCUGGUUGUUCCACUGGUUGUUUUAAGAAGGGAAACAUUAAUUAACAAACCAUUACAUCGAGAUAAAACUAUCAGAAGAGACAUCUUAUGCAUGUUUGGAUUCGUUGGAAUCUUGUUUUUCAUUGUUUCCCUUCUGUAAAUAUAAUACUGAAGUUCAAAAGUUUUCCAGUACAAGCCAAUGUUGUUAUUUGUUUGUCAACAUUAACAUUUAAUUUGAGUCAUCUUCAAAGUCUCGUGAGUCUACACAACUUAUCAAACAAGAAACAUAAACAAAUAUUUAAUAAAAGCAAGUCAAUCGGAAAACAGAUUUUAAAGCGAAACAUGAUAAAUAAAUAAAAAGUUGAAAGAUGUGAAACGCCAUUCAUAAGGAAAAGUUUUAAUACCACGUUCAACAUCAACUGUAUGAAUAAUUAAUUAUUGCGUUGAGACUUCAUUAGUUCCAUAAACAAUGUUUUAGGUCAUAUCGUAGAAGACAAUAAAGUGUAGAGAAAGAAGUUCAAUAAUAAAUGUUACGAUAAACUUUCUAGAUCGUCUAGAUUCUUUCAAUGGAACUUAAAAUAAACAAAUUUGAUGUAGGAAUCAAAAUAAACGAAUUGACACAUGAACAUGAUUAUUUUCAAGAAUGUAUAAAACGAAAGUAUUUUUGAGACUUCCCACCGCAUUUCGCAAAAGUUAAAUGUUAAUUUACAAGAACUUUUAUAGAAGCAAAACAAGAUUUUGUAAGUGACAUAAACGAAAUGGAAAAUUUCAGAAAUAGACGCUCAUAUCAAAAAUAAAAUUUUCAAUGUUAAGUUGUCAGAAAUAAAAGUAAAACAUGCAAUUUAAAAUAAAUAUAAAACUUUGUUAACGACACUAAACAUUAAUUAACUUCAUGUUCAACUUAAUCAAAGUUUUUAAACACCAGAUAAAUGAAUAUUCGUAUACAUAUGACUUACUUUGUUUAACAGACGACUGAUGAGAAGAAGCAGAAUGGAACUAUUGUUGGACAAUUAAGAAAAUUUUUGUAAAAUGAAAUUUCACCUUUUAAAAGAAAGGAAGAAGAGAAGAAUAAAAUUUGAGAUCAUUGAAA